This is a messenger RNA of Polychytrium aggregatum, 2475 nucleotides long. RefSeq names its product gamma-tubulin complex component protein. NCBI's taxonomy places the organism in Eukaryota, Fungi, Chytridiomycota, Chytridiomycetes, Polychytriales. Gene Ontology annotation, cellular component: centrosome; spindle pole; equatorial microtubule organizing center. Gene Ontology annotation, biological process: spindle assembly; meiotic cell cycle; mitotic cell cycle. The transcript is spliced from 12 exons. Bases 62 to 2119 code for a protein of 685 amino acids. Gene Ontology annotation, molecular function: gamma-tubulin binding; microtubule minus-end binding. The record is from RefSeq and is a predicted model, not a curated record.
GAUCGAUCUGGCCACCCUCCAACGCUCACCAGGCAACCCUGAGCCGAUCACGCUCUGCACCAUGCUGCAUGAGCUUCUCCUUGCAAUGUCCGGGCACUCCGGCAACGUCUUUUCCCCUUUCCCAGCCGAGGGCCCCAGAACUCAGAGGAUUGAGCCAGACUUUCCAUUUGUCCAUCCAUCAGAAGCUUCUGGACUGAACAGACUUGCCCAGCUCGGAUUCAAGUUCAAUCAGAUCGCGCGAUUCCUGUCCGAGCAACGACACCAAGGCGAUUUCCGUACGAGUACGAGGGAAAAUGCCAAGCUCUUCCUCUCUGCGUUGGUCGGAAGCAUCGAAGCGCAUGUUCUAGAUCCAUACCGCGAGGCGCUCGCUCAGGCAGAGCGAACGGUCCUCUCGUCGAAGCUGUCGGGGCAGCAAUAUGGUCUCCUCUGGAUCCAGAAGGAUUUUGAACAGUUUGAGACCCUAUUUGACUAUAUCCUUGGUCUCGUUAGCGAACUCGACUCCAAUCCAAGUGCAUAUCAUGGCGCCCGUCUCCUCGAUCUCCUCUAUGGCAACUCCAUUACCGGGAUCCCUGAGAUCAUGCGUCUGAUGAUUGAUCUCCGGGGGUCUUGUCUGGCUGUCUUUUAUCGAUUUUUAAUAUCGUGGAUGGCGCACGGAAGGCUCCACGAUCCUUUUGGGGAGUUUUUCAUUUACCAAAACGAAUCGAGGGCCCAAACAGCUCCAGGAAAUGCGACAUCAGCAUGGUUCGCAAAUUAUGGAAUCGCCGAGGAAUUGGUACCGACAAUGCUUACUCAGGCAUCGUGUCACAAAAUUAUGUUUGUUGGCAAGGCCGUAGCUACGAUCCGCCACGCGGCAAGCCCUAAAGCCGAUCUAUAUUUGAAGGAACAUGCCAGUCAAACACAACACGAGCUAAAAUCACUGGUUUGCUGCGCUGAAUUCCGAGGCAUCGAAUUUAGCGCUGUUAUUGAAAGGAUACACCAUCGAGCUGCCUCGAUGCUGUGGGAGAUUGUGGUAUUGGACCAGGACCUGGUUAAUCACCUCUUGGUGUUCAAAAACUAUUUUUUGAUCGGCAAGGGCGAGAUUUUCACGGAUUUUAUAGAAUCUUGCGAGGCACUGCGGACACAAGCGAGCCAACGGCUAGCGAAAAUAACCAGCCACGAUAUCAACAACUCCUUCAGGAGGAUAGUCGCACAAUACGUGACAGAAAGCGAUGGUCCGCACGUUCAUUUGACAUUUCGGCUUCUAAGGAACGAUGAAUCCGGAGGGGGUUUCCCGUCUCCCUUUCGCGACAAGUUGCUUGGGACCCCAUUACAAUUAGAUUACCAUAUUCAAUGGCCCUUGACGAUACUAUUCACAAACGAUGAUAUUCAAAAAUACAACUCGAUCCUGUCAUUUUUGCUGAUAUUGCGUCGAACACAAAUGCGGCUGCAAAAGGUCUGGUCUCUCGAUAACUACUUUCACCGGAGGAUAUCCCGUACAGCAAGUCCUGCCAACACAACGAUCAUCAACCCCCAAUGGUGGCAUCUCCGACGUAGCAUGCUCUUCUUUGUGGACGCAAUUUGGUCCUAUGUUCAAAUGGAUAUUCUUGAUACAAAUUUUCAAGAAAUGAUUACCCGGCUGUCUCGAUGCAAUUCGAGUUAUUCAAAUAUUGAUAGAAGAUCUGGAAGCCUCGCAAUCAAUACGGCAGUCGAUGGGGCAGAUGAUGAGCUCCGACUUGAUCGCCCACCAACGGCCCUCUCUCAGAUUAAUUUUGAAGAGAUACACCGUGCCCAUGCCGACUUUCUAACAGCCGUCGUAAGAGGAACUUUUCUGGAACCAGUGAUGCUUCGACUUGUCGGAGGCACAAUUGUGGAGAUACUGGAUAUGUGUGAGAAGUAUUGUGGGGUGCUUGAUCGAGAGAUCAAGUCUUCAUAUCCAUGCGACAAACCCCAGGCAUCUCGAAGCGCGUUUGCAGAAUCAGCAACAGUUGCACAACUUGCGCUGGAAUUUGAUUCAAAGGUCGCAUUUUUAUUUCGAACGUUCUCGGGGGUUAGAAAUUCAUCACCACAGGCAACGUGUCUCGGCCAGCUCCUGCUGCGAAUUGAUUACAAUCGCUGGUUUUCGCUGAGCAGAGAACCAUAACAAGCUUGACCAGCUGGCGCCAACACGAUAACAAUGCGCCACAAGACGAUGUGAUUGAACCAGUGAGGAGCAUGAGAAAAUGAUGGCCCAAACCGAACGAACAGGAAACCUGUGAGAGCUGUGCAAUAAUUAUCACUUUCGGGUGCUCCGUCUCAAUGAAGCAGCUUGAUGGGAACAAAACAUGACAGCAAUGUCCCUGAGUGUCCACAAUAUCAACCAGAGCCCUUUCUUGUGCUAAUAUUUUUUGGAAGGGGGAGGGAAUGAAGUAACCGAAUUAUCGGUCUCAUGAGACUUGUAAUCUGCUUUUGUUGGAAGGCGUGUUAUUCAAAAACCUAGGGACGAGCAUAGCCUCUACU